Molecule: messenger RNA, 603 nt
Organism: Chlorella variabilis
Lineage: Eukaryota; Viridiplantae; Chlorophyta; Trebouxiophyceae; Chlorellales; Chlorellaceae
Exons: 5
Biological process (GO): phosphatidylethanolamine biosynthetic process
Cellular component (GO): cytoplasm
Molecular function (GO): ethanolamine-phosphate cytidylyltransferase activity
Source: RefSeq, a predicted model, not a curated record
UCCGCGUCCACCUCGCGCCACGUCACCGUGUCGCGCUUCAUGCCCACCUCCCGCCGCAUCGUGCAGUUCUCCAGCGGCAAGAGCGCGCCGCUGGGCGCGCGCAUCGUGUACAUCGACGGCGCCUUUGACCUGUUCCAUGUGGGGCACGUUGAGAUCCUGAAGAAGGCCAAGCAGGCGGGCGACUUCCUGCUGGUGGGGGUGCACACGGAUGAGGAUGUGUGCGAGCGGCGGGGCCCGCACCUGCCCAUCAUGACCCUGCACGAGCGCGCGCUGAGCGUGCUGAGCUGCCGAUACGUGGACGAGGUGGUCAUAGGCGCACCCAUGGAGAUUGCCGAGGACCUGCUGACCACCUUCAACAUCUCGCUGGUGGUCACCGGUACCGUGCACGAGACGUGCAGCCGCGACAGCGAGCGGCAGCGGUACGCGGUACCGCAGGAGCGCGGCAUCUUCCAGCGGCUGGACUCUCCCGACACGAUGACCUCAGCUAAGCUCAUCGAGCGCAUCAUGGCCAACCGGGCGCUGUUCGAGGCGCGGCAGGCCAGGAAGGUGAAGAGCGAGGGGGAGUACUACAAGACCAGCAAGCAGUACCUGCAGGAGAUCUGA